Molecule: messenger RNA, 228 nt
Organism: Otolemur garnettii (small-eared galago)
Lineage: Eukaryota; Metazoa; Chordata; Mammalia; Primates; Galagidae
Product: small regulatory polypeptide of amino acid response
Exons: 1
Coding region: 1-228 (75 amino acids)
Source: RefSeq, a predicted model, not a curated record
AUGGAGACGGCAGUGAUUGGGGUGGUACUGGUGUUGUUCGUGGUCACUGUGGCCAUCACCUGCGUCCUCUGCUGCUUCAGCUGUGACUCAAGGAUCCAGCAUCCUCAGGGGGGUCCUGGCCACAGCUUCACCGUGGCCACAUUUCGCCAGGAGGCUUCUCUCUUCACCGGGCCUGACCGCCACUCCCUGCCAGCACCAAGUGCCCGGGACUUCUGGACCUUCAUGUGA